This is a messenger RNA of Lolium rigidum, 414 nucleotides long. RefSeq lists its product as uncharacterized. Bases 64 to 414 code for a protein of 116 amino acids. NCBI's taxonomy places the organism in Eukaryota, Viridiplantae, Streptophyta, Magnoliopsida, Poales, Poaceae. The record is from RefSeq and is a predicted model, not a curated record. The transcript is spliced from 3 exons.
ACCUCCUCCAGCACAUCCGACCGUGGAUUCGCGUUCCUGGUGCCCAUCUCCGGCGACACCCAGAUGGUCCCCGUUCAAGGCACCGCUACCAUCACGUUCAGCGCGUCCAGGCGCAGCCCCUGCGACCACUCAUUCCUCGUGGUUCACUCCGAGCCAUCGAAUCCAUCCACGACCAGUACCUCUGUCCGUGUUGGCGACCAAAGCUCAGGUUCCAGUUUUGUUCAGUUUCGUCAGAUCCCACGUUUUGGAGACAGUUUAUUUGUACGCGUGAGGCAAUCUGAAUCAGCACCAGCAAAGCAGUCCAGUGGCUAUAGCUUUGAUCUUUUUCACGGUGGUAUGAGCAUCAAAUCCAAGCGUAUGCUCUGCUUCUUGUCGAUGGUGCAGGCCAGGUCCGGUCCAACAUCUUUCCACUAG